UUCUUGGUUGACAAAUCACACAAACAAUAAAGCUUAAACAAUUUAUAAUUUUUAAAUAAUGUGUGUUGUGUAAUUCUUAAAUUACAUAAUGAUAAUUUGUAUGUUAAGUUCAUAAGCUGCAACUUAAACUAACUAGUUAAAUUUGAUUUAAAGAAUUUAAUUAAGAUUUGAUAACGUCAAUUCACAUUUAUAUAGUUGUAAAAUACAAAGUGUGUCAUCUAUUGGAUGUUUAAUAUGGAAACUAAAGACGAUUGUGUUUCAUUUAUAAUGAAUAAAAAGUAUUUUUUAGAAGAUAAUAUUGAGGUUUUCUACAAAUUUAAUAAUAAGUCUUUGAAACCAAAGUAUACAGAUUGGAUUGGAUUGUACGCGUCUAGUAAGGAAACAAAUAUAGAAGACUUUGUUGCCAUUGAAAUGGAUUUACAAAGUCACUCGCCGACUAAAAACGGUUUAUAUUACACUAUUUUUUAUGCUAUUGAGAUGAAGAAUGUAAAAUGCAACACUAAAUAUGAAUUUGUUUAUGGAAAUAGAUAUAAGGAGAUAUAUGGAAAGAGUCGUCCUAUCCGUUUUAUCCAUAAAAAUGACUGCAUGUGCGCUUCAACUAUAUUGGAAGAAAAUUCAAAAACCAAUUUGAAACAAUAUGUUUCUCAGGAUUUAGUUAACUCGUUAUUUGAGCGUAUUUCAAAAUUAGAAGACAUUAUAAACAACUCGAUAAAUGAAGUAACUGAGAUGGUGUCAAACAAUAAACAGCUAAUAGAUGAAGUUAUUGAACAAAAAGCCAUUAUUAUGAAGACUAAUAAUGCGUUGAAUGAUUUAUGGUAUACAAACGAACCUGUCACUAUGGAUAGAGAUAGAUGGAUGAAGUCUUGUACAGAUAUCGAUCUCAAAAUGUAUUUAAUCGAAAGUCAAGAACGUCUAAAGCAAGACUUGAUCGAUCAAAAUGCUUGUUUUGAAAAUAUGUUGGCAUCUCAAAAUAAGGCCAUUAAAAAAACGAUUAUCUCUACAACAAAUAUAGAGCCGUCAGUUUUGUUAGAUUCUACAUUUGUAGAAAGUGGUUCUGUACAAGAACCGUCGAUGGCAAGUAUUGUUUUUAUUGAUAGUGAAGGUGACCUAUCAUUAUAAUUUAUACUUUUUUUUUUUAAUAACAAGAAAAAAUGGAUACUUUUAUUCAUUUGCCUUAUUUUUUUUUUUUUUAAGUAAACACGGUUUUGAAAAGCAGUUUUUGUUUUUAUUAAGUUUAAUUGUUAUGUUUCUAAGCAGUUAUGUAACAAGUUUUUUUUUCUAUUUUUAAUUCGAACAUAAUUUUUGUUUAUCUGUAUACAAUAUUAUUAAAU
Molecule: messenger RNA, 1331 nt
Organism: Adelges cooleyi (spruce gall adelgid)
Lineage: Eukaryota; Metazoa; Arthropoda; Insecta; Hemiptera; Adelgidae
Exons: 8
Coding region: 226-1119 (297 amino acids)
Source: RefSeq, a predicted model, not a curated record